AGGGUCCUUGGGGCACUGAGGACACACUCUGCCUCUGGGGACGCAUCCACGCUGGAUGAAGCACUGCCCACCCUCAGGUGUGAUGGGUUUCCCAUUCAUUGGGAAAUGCUGUGAAAUCCUUGUCAUGUUUUGAGCUUUGCUGGCUCGGGGUCAAAUCCAGGGCUGGCGGCUGGUUGUCUUGGGUGGUUUGAGCAUCAGAGGAGGAUGGUGGUGAGACAUGGGGUGGGCAUCGUGAUGGAUGAUCUGGAUGGAGAUGUCUGGCAUCAGAUGCUUUGCUGUAGGUCAAGGCAUUGCAAGCUCAUGUAGUGUUUGUUUGGAAAUCAACUUAAUUUGCUCAAUUGAUGUUGUUUUCUGCUGGCAGCAAUUAGGGUUUUUUUUCAGAAGCAAAGGCCUGACCAAACUGUAGUUGCAUUCCCUGCUCGUUUGCUUUAAACUCUCCAUAUUAAUUAUCCCUUUUCUUCCAGCUGUUUGCAGCGAUGUGCGUGUCUGGUGCUGACUGGGUCUGAGGAUUGCCUGUAUUUGUGCUGAGAAAAACAGCUCUGGGGUAAAAACCUGAAGAGGAAUUAGAGGAGAGGGCUUUUAUUUGCUAAAGGAAAGCUGGAAUAAAGCAUUGAAAGCUGGUAAUCCUGGCUGCCUCUCUAAGGGGUCCUCCAGCAGGACAUGUGUAGCUCAUAAACAUGAAGUUUUGAGGGAUUAGGGAAGAGUCAGGGAAACUGAGGGCUCCCUGCACUCCUCUCUUGGGUGCUGCUGUUUCCUGAGGUCACCUUGCGUGAGUCUGGUUCCCUGGAGGGGUUGUGUCCCAGCACGGGAGCCCCGGCUGCAUCCGCCUGGGGAGACAUGGGGAUGGAAAUACCCGCCUGCAAAUGACUGUAUGAAAAGAGUUGUCCAAAGCUGAUGCUGGCUUCAGCUGGUGCCUAGAGGAGGUGUUCUCUUGCUACCACCAGCUGCCCUGAUGGUUGGGCCCUGGGAUGCUCCAGCCACCAGACAGCCACUUCCCUGGACUCUGCUGCAUGCAUCAGGCCCUUGAGCAUCAUUUGUGGGUCUGGGGUUAUGGGGGCUGAGAAGACAGAGGUUUUGAGUGAAGAUCUCUUGCAGGUGGAGAAGCGCCUGGAGCUGGUGAAGCAGGUCUCCCACAGCACCCACAAGAAGCUGACCGCAUGUCUGCAGGGCCAGCAAGGCGUGGACGCUGACAAGCGCUCGAAGAAGCUGCCGCUGACAACACUGGCACAGUGCUUGAUGGAGGGGUCAGCGGUGCUGGGCGACGACUCCCUGCUAGGGAAGAUGCUGCGGCUGUGCGGGGAGGCGGAGGACAAGCUGGCUCAGGAGCUCAUCCACUUCGAGCUGCAGGUGGAGAGGGACGUCAUCGAGCCUCUCUUCGUGCUGGCUGAGGUGGAAAUCCCAAAUAUCCAAAAGCAGAGGAAGCACUUGGCAAAGCUCGUGCUGGAUAUGGACUCCUCCAGGACAAGGUGGCAGCAGUCUGCCAAGUCCUCGGGUUUGGCCAGCAACCUGCAGCCCUCGGGUGCCAAAGCCGAUGCUCUCAGGGAGGAGAUGGAGGAGGCGGCCAACAGAGUGGAGAUCUGCAGGGACCAGCUCUCGGCUGAUAUGUACAAUUUUGUGGCCAAAGAAGUAGACUAUGCAAACUAUUUCCAAACGCUCAUCGAGGUGCAGGCUGAAUACCACCGGAAAUCCCUAGCGCUGCUGCAGAGUGUCCUGCCUCAGAUUAAAGCCCAGCAGGAGGCAUGGAUGGAAAAGCCCUCCUUCGGGAAGCCCUUGGAGGAGCACCUGGCUGUCAGCGGGCGGGAGAUCGCCUUUCCUGUGGAGGCAUGCGUGACGAUGCUCCUGGAGUGCGGCAUGCAGGAGGAGGGUCUUUUCCGAGUCGCUCCCUCGGCCUCCAAGCUGAAGAAGCUCAAAGCUGCCCUGGACUGCUGCGUGGUGGAUGUGCAGGAGUACUCAGCUGACCCACAUGCCAUCGCAGGAGCCCUCAAGUCCUACCUGCGAGAGCUGCCAGAACCCCUCAUGACAUUUGAGCUGUAUGAGGAGUGGAUCCAGGCCUCCAACAUCCCGGAGCAGGAGAAGCGGCUGCAGGCUCUCUGGAACACCUGCGAGAAGCUGCCCAAAGCCAACUACAACAACAUCAGGUACGUGAUUAAAUUCCUGGCCAAGCUGACCGAGUACCAGGACAUGAAUAAAAUGACACCGAGCAAUGUGGCCAUCGUGCUGGGGCCCAACCUUCUGUGGCCGCAGGCGGACGGGAACAUGACAGAGAUGAUGACAACCGUCUCACUGCAGAUCGUGGGGAUCAUUGAGCCACUCAUCCAGCAUGCCGACUGGUUCUUCCCCGGAGACAUUGAGUUCAAUGUGACUGGCAACUACGGCAGUCCCAUGCACAUCAACCACAAUGCCAACUACAGCUCCAUGCCCUCCCCAGACAUGGACCACGCAGACCGCCGGCAGCAUGACCAGGCACGACGGCCCCUUAGCGUGGCUACAGACAACAUGAUGCUGGAGUUUUACAAGAAGGAUGGCCUUAGGAAAAUCCAAAGCAUGGGCGUCAGGGUGAUGGACACCUCGUGGGUGGCUCGCCGAGGCACGUCUGCGGCACGCAAGACAGCCUCCACCCCGCCAGCCAUGCAGCCGCCUGCACCGCCCUCAGAGCUGCCCCCCGCGCCCCACUCACCCAUUCCCGAGCAAGCGCUGGACACGUCCGCUACCCCUUCCCCGCCUCCCACCAGCUUUGGCUUCCCCCCGGGAGCUGAGCGGACAAGCACUCUCGGACCCCCGGAGCUCCCCCCCGGGGCCGGGCAGCUCCACGGCAGCCCCGGGCCGGUCCCGGCCGAGCAGAGCCCGCUCGCCCCGCGCAAAGUGGCCAAGAAGCUGGCGCCCAUCCCGCCGCGGGCGGCCGCGGGGGAGCCGGGGGGGGGGCAGCCGUCCCCCGGCAGCCUCUCCCCCACCCCCCCCAGCACCCCCGCCGCGUUCGGCCCCGCCGCGCCCCCCGGGCCCUGCCCGCCGCCCGCCCCGCUCCUGCCCCCCCCCGCCAACGCCGCCGCCCGCUCCCGGCCCACCCCGAAGCCGCGGCCGCGGCCCGCCCUGCCCCCGCCGCCGCAGCCCCCCGCGGCCGCCCCCGGCCCCCCCCAGCCCCCGGAGCUGCCCCGCCGGGACACCGCGGGCCCCGGGGACGGCGCCGUCACAGGUCUGCUCCGUUUUGAGGUCCCUUCCCUCCACGUCCCCCCAGAUGCCGCCCUGUGCCGGGACCCGCUGGAGGCACCGCAGAGACUCUCGGGGCCAGGCCCGGCUGCCCGGCCAGAGGAGGAGGAGGAAUCGGAGAGCACAGCCCUAUGACAGUGUCCCUGUCCCCAAGCUCAUCCUUGCAUCACCCAGGGGCCAGCACCAGCCGUCGGCACCAAGGGUCACUGGCACGGCAGUUUCGUGUGGCAAAGUGCCCAGUUUGGGGGCAGUCGCUGGUUUUGAGUUCAGUUUCUUUUUGCCUUAUCCAGACUUUGCCUUUCAACAGGGUGCCUGCCCCUCCCCCCCCUUGCCCCGCAGCACCCAUGGUCCUGGGGUGAUGCCACCACCUCCUCCGUGCCCUGAUGGUGGGUGCCACUGGGUACCAGCCAGGUGACAAUGAGCUCGAUGGUGCUUUGCAGCAGGAUUUCAUUUCUUCAGCUUCUGCCCCCUCCGCUUGUUUGCCGGAGCAGGACGGGACCUGAUCAGCAAUAACAGGAUGUGCCCCCCUCAGGCUUUUGGGGUGCCAGCGGGGAAGGGCACGUGUCCCUUGGCACCCAUUGUCCCUGUGGGUUGGUGGCUUUGGUUGUGCAUGCAAAGACAAAUUAACCUUUUAUCCUUCCCAGAGAGAUAAGAUAUAUAUAUAUAUAUCGGCAGAGAUACAUAUACUAUAUAUUUGUAUCUAUAGAGAGAAAAAAUAUAGAGAUUUGUUUUAUUUGGAGCCGUUCUCGCCCACCCAGUGCCCAGCAGGAGGAUGGAAAUGGCCGUGCUUCGCCCCCGCCCCGCUCGCACCAUGCCCCUUGCCCCAGGUGGGCCCCUGGGGGCACCAGCACCCCAAAAGUAAUCAAUAAAUCCAUGUGCCACUCGCUGGGAACUGCCCGGCA
Molecule: messenger RNA, 4106 nt
Organism: Pezoporus flaviventris
Lineage: Eukaryota; Metazoa; Chordata; Aves; Psittaciformes; Psittacidae
Gene: ARHGAP44
Product: Rho GTPase activating protein 44
Exons: 21
Coding region: 1051-3339 (762 amino acids)
Biological process (GO): signal transduction; positive regulation of GTPase activity; neurotransmitter receptor transport, endosome to postsynaptic membrane
Cellular component (GO): leading edge membrane; presynaptic active zone; dendritic spine
Molecular function (GO): GTPase activator activity; protein binding
Source: RefSeq, a predicted model, not a curated record